Parastagonospora nodorum SN15 is the source of this 2097-nucleotide messenger RNA. RefSeq lists its product as hypothetical. The transcript has 4 exons. NCBI's taxonomy places the organism in Eukaryota, Fungi, Ascomycota, Dothideomycetes, Pleosporales, Phaeosphaeriaceae. The coding region runs from base 1 to 2097 and encodes 698 amino acids. The record is from RefSeq and is a predicted model, not a curated record.
AUGGCGAAGAAGAAGAACAAGAAGAACAACCAGAAGCAGGCGGAGGUUGCUGCUCCACCCGAGAACCUCAAAGCGGUCAACAAUACAGCGACGGAGGAGUCACCGGCCAACGAAGAGACUCAACAACUGUCGCCCGCACCGCCACUCGAGCCACCCAGUGACGAUACCCCAGUCGUCGACUCCACAUCUGUACCUGACCAGAACCUCGAAUCGACCCAGGAUACACCUAGCGAAGACAAGUCAUCGAUGCUUGCUGACGCUACUACUGAUGGCGAGAAGAUAGAGUCAGCCGAACCUGAUCACGUGCACACCGACACUCCCGUGCAAGACGCGGAGACGGUAAUGGGCACUGUCGAAUCACAGCCCGAGCUCCCUGCAGAGGAGAACGAACCUGAAGCAGACUCUUCUGACCCGAUCCCUGCAGCAGAUGCAGAUGUGGACUCUGCCGACCCAGUCCCUGCAGUCGAUGCGGAGGAGCUUCCUCUUGAAUCCUCGGAUGAUCAACAGCCCGUAUCGGAUGUUGUGUUAGACGAAGAAAGUCAAGUGCAGCUAGCUGAGGAUCAAGAAGCUCCAACAUCUUCGACGGAGCUGGACAACGCAGAGACAGAGAAUCAGGCACCUGAGCUUGAUGAGACAGCUGUCGACGCGCCAGACAUUGUCAAUGCGGUAGAUAAUGCCGAACCGGAGGGUGUCGUCACAUCAACGGAGUCUGCUGAAGUAGAGGCUGAAGAACCAUCUGAACAUGACCCUUCUCUAGAAUUCAUCAACCAAGAGGUCCAUGAAGAUGAUGCACUCCAAGCAGAAGCGCCAGAAACACCUGCAGCGGAGUCAUCUGAACCUCAGGUCGAGCAUGCUGAGGAGGCAGAGCCGGUUGCAGAAGGACUAGCUCAACCGACCGAGGCCCUUGCCGAUGUCGAAGCACCAAUUCAGUCUGAUGUGCCUUCUUCAAUGGCUGAAGAACCACCAGUGGCCGAGAUGGACGACGUCCACCAGGACGAAGUCGCUCCCAUGGAGGCUCCAGAACCACCACCCACAGAGGACGAAACCCACACUACUCACGACUCUGAGCUACUUAUUUCAAGGGAUGUCGAGUCUGUCAAAGCCACUGACGCGGCCCUGGUUGAGGCAGAAUCGCCCCUUCCCGCCAAAGAAACGGCAAAACAGCGACGCAGACGCCUUGCUGAAGAGGAACUGGAGCGUGAAGAGCAGGAGAAGCUUGACCAGGAAAGUUUCGAACAGUAUCGGAUCGAUCAAGAACGCCUAGAGAUGGCAAGGCUGGAGCAGAAGAGGCUCGAAAGAGAGAAGAUGAGACAGGAGAGACUCGAGAAGGAGCGAAUCGAGCAAGAGCGGAUCGAGGAAGAGAACCGACAACAAGAGAAGCUUGAAAAAGAAAGAAUUGAAGCAGAACAGCUUGAACAGGAUAGACUUGAGGCUGAACGACUUGAGAAGGAACGGAUUGAAUCCGAGAAACUCGAAGCGGAAAAUUUGGAGAGGAUAAGGGCUGAACAAGAGAGGCUCGUGAAUGAGAGAAUCGAGCAAGAUCGCCUGGAGCAAGAAAGACUUGACGAGCAACGCCGCAAAGAUCAAGAACUCGAGAAGCAGAAGCUCGAGCAAGAGGCGGCUGCUGCUGCUGCGGCUGCGGCAGAAGAGGCCCGGAACAUGAUCCUCCAAGCCCAAGCUGAAGCAAGCCAGAAAGCCCUGGAACAAGAAAGUCUCAACUCGGUAUCUGCAGAGAACGCUGCAAGAGAAGUCGGUGAGGAGCCUACUACACAGUCUCCAGCCCCUUCUGCUACACAGGUCAAGGAAGUACUUAAAGCUGUCCCUGAGCCAGCACAGCUGUCAACUCCACCCCCAGACGGCUUUCCGCAGCCACCUGUACCUGCCAGCGCCGCUUGCCAACUCCUGCUGCAUCGGUGGGGCGUACUAGUUCGCCUCGUUCUGUCGCAACUGAUGCAUCCAAAAGCAGGGCGCAUGCAUCGGAACAUCCGCCGUCUCAAAUUCACCCCGCACAGAGAUCGGAAGAUCUUGAUCAUGGAGUUCCAAGGAGACAUGCAUCAAAUUCGCCAGCCUUGCCAGCGCCAAGACCGCAAGCUGUGA